Messenger RNA from Aquila chrysaetos chrysaetos, 1633 nucleotides. It is a transcript of the gene IQCG, whose product is annotated as IQ motif containing G. NCBI's taxonomy places the organism in Eukaryota, Metazoa, Chordata, Aves, Accipitriformes, Accipitridae. The record is from RefSeq and is a predicted model, not a curated record. The transcript is spliced from 10 exons. Gene Ontology annotation, cellular component: cytoplasm; sperm flagellum. The coding region runs from base 14 to 1264 and encodes 416 amino acids. Gene Ontology annotation, molecular function: protein binding. Gene Ontology annotation, biological process: sperm axoneme assembly; cilium organization.
CUUGCUGGUCGCCAUGGAGACGGGCGCCGCCACCGCCGCCGCGUCCCGCAAGAGCACAGAGACUAAAGAAAUGGAAAAAUUCACUCAUCUGGAAGCUCUGCUGUUUACUGCUGUGCUGGAGAAUUGUGUUGAUCAGCUCUCAAUUCUUGGAUAUAUCAUGCCGGUUUCAUAUGAGGGCAAGACAGACAUCAGCUAUACUGGCAUCCAGGAAAUGACAGAAAUCAUAGAGACCCAGAAGGAGCUGGACAUUAACUACCAAGAGCUUAUGUCAGCAAGGCAAGGGAGUGGGGAAACAGUUACCUCCAUGUCCCUGCAAAGCAUCAAACACAAGCAGCAGCUGGGGAAAACUGAAGAUCUAAAAAGUACCCAUCAUCUUUCCAACAGGGCCAUGAAACACAGUGCUCUGUCUGUAGAGGAUCUCAGGAAAAUUCAGGCUGACAGGCAGUAUGCAAGUGAUGUAAUUACAGUCACUAUGAGAAAGAUGCAGGAGUUGGGAACAUUUAAUAGCCUAAGAGAAGCUAAUGAGAGAGAGAAGGCAAAAAAGAGCAAGUUUCAUGACUUCCUCAUCAGGGAGGAGGAAGGAAAGAAGGAGAUAAAGUCACUUGAGAAACAGCUGCAAGAUGUCAAGAAAGAAACAGAAAUAGAACUUCAGAACCGAGACAAUAUGAUUGUUUACCUCAAAGAUGAGCUCCAAGAAAUGAAGGCCAAAACGGACAUGGAGAGCUGCUACAUGAAGAAAAGCACAGACCUCCGGGUCCACCAAACCCAGAAGAAGUGCAGCGAUGCAGAGAAUGUCCUCCACAAGGAAAUUCAGAAAUUAAGGAGCAAAACUGAUGAGGAGAUUCGAGUCCACAUGGAGAUUGAAAAUUUCCUCAGGCAAUGCUAUAAGAAGGUGGAAGAGAAGCUGGAAUACUGGGUGGACAAGUAUGAAAACGACACAGACGCUAAAGAUGAAGAACUGGAUGCCCUAAAAGCAUCAAAGGCAAACAAUUUGGAAAUGCUGCAGAGACUUGCCAAGGAGUGCCAGACAUUCGAGGAAACCAUCAUCAGUGACCGGGCGGAAAAGGAGGCUAAAAGAAGACAACUAGAGCAGGAUGCCCUGGAGCUGAAGAGCAUCUUGAAGCUGCAGGCCUGGUGGAGAGGUACAAUGGUCCGCAGAAACCUUGGCCCCUACCAGACCCUCAGGAAGAUUUGGGAGAAACAGCUAUCAAAGCAGAAAGAAAAAGGGAAAAAGGAAAAAUCUGGAGCAAAGAAAAAGACAUGAUAAGUAAAGAAAGCGGCCGCAGACAUGCUCCAGGGCUAUUGCUGGGCAGGCCACUACGGUCGGUCUGUCCGACAGGACAAAAUAAACCAUGUAACAGAGCUUGGGCUAUUCUGGAGAACAGUUCAUGACAGACACGGUUAAGGUGAAGCUGCAGUUAACCCUUAAGAUCUUGAAGCUGCCCUUGUACAGUAAAGACACAGUUUGUCCAGCAGAUACGCUGUAUCUCCCAAAGUGCUUUAUGGAAACAUCAUAGCUAGUGGGAGGUAAUCCUGUUAACAGCCCAGUAACUCACCUGCACGGGACGCUCUGCACCAAGGACCUCCCCUGCAGACCCCAAAGCACUGGCUGUGGCUGAAGCACUAGUGUUUG